AUGACGGAUAGCUCAAGGCAAAGGCUCCUCCAGCAGACCAAAAUGGCCCACGUGGCACAGGAUGGUACCUCCCAUCGGGUAACAUGCCAGUGUAAACGUCUUGUGGAAGAAGGCUGCAUGCAAGAGAACCGGCUCAGGUAUGACCAGACCCGCUACCCCUACUCCACUCCACCAAUGACUGAACCUUUGUACUCCAACUUCAAUGGCCCCAACGCCGAAAGGAACAGCCAAGUACUGCUCCGCGGUCUCUAUAAAGCCAAGACGCAGGAUCCUUACCUGGUGUCAUUCCUGGACCAUUGCCAAAGGCCGGAGGGCUUGGAAGAGCAACCACUGGAAGUGGAUCUGGAGGAUCAUGUUAGCUUCUGGCGAUUUGUCCCAGCCCAGUGGUGCCACUUGCUCAACUUUGCAAUUGAGAAGAAACCAGGAGAGAUUUGGGUGGACCUCAUGCGCACAAUUCAAAUGAUGAAUUCAGAGCUGCAGGCCAACAACAAGAGAGUGGGGAAAUUGGCCAUGGCCUAUGCAGAGCAGCACAACCUGAUCCCAAAGGGACAACACGGGUCUUGCAAGCGUCACCAGGCCAUCGAUCUGGCCCUUACGAAGUGUCUCACUUGGGACGUCUUGCAUCUCCAAUGCCGCCUUGCUGGGUGGAUCUCCAAAGAUGCCAAUCUAAGCACCAGGGUGCGUACGGGGUGUGGCGAUUCUGACCGUGUCUUUAUUCCUCCCACCAUGAUCCCAUUCCAAGGAUGUGGACAAGGCAAUGAGACAGGACCUCCUAUCUGGGUUGCCAUUAGCUCCAUUCGCUUGGGGAUGAUGAUUAGAAAAGGCUUUGGCUUUGACUUUCUGAUCUCAAUAUCUUGGGCUCCGCUCUUGGCCGAUUGCUUAUGCUUUGUCGAUGACACUGAUGUCUGCCAAGCGGCACCGUCUCCUGACUAUGCAUCUACAGCGGUUGGAACCGGACAAAUUGGCAAAGACUUUGGGUAUCCUGAUGCCCCCCUGCUCAAACAGGAAAGCACAACUUGUGGUGAUGCAGGGGAAAGCAAAAGAGUGGGACCAGAUACUAUCCCCAGUGCUCAGGGCGGCACUUCCAAAUGCCGCAACUUUCCUUGUGCUAUGGUAUCUGCCCCCAUUGCACUCCAAGGUGUUGGUGUCCCUCAUCCAUAUGAUCUCCAAGUCAUCAAGCACGUGGACAUGCUACUUCGCCACCCUGCCAAUAAGACCAAGACGGGUGGCUUCUUGGAGGCAGUCCUCCAGGCACAUCAGCUUGAGACCGGUACCUCCUACGGCCUCUUCCAACAAGUCUAUACCAACACCUCCAUCCUGGCGUCUGACAAAUGGGCAAAGCGGACCUGGAGUGAACUCAACUCUUUCUUUCCAUCCACCUGGAGUUUGAUUCCCCCUCUCUUCAGCCACUACGCCAUGCAGACCAACUGUUAG
Messenger RNA from Cylindrotheca closterium, 1434 nucleotides. Lineage: Eukaryota; Bacillariophyta; Bacillariophyceae; Bacillariales; Bacillariaceae. The record is from the annotation of a GenBank genome assembly.